Messenger RNA from Dentiscutata heterogama, 261 nucleotides. NCBI's taxonomy places the organism in Eukaryota, Fungi, Glomeromycota, Glomeromycetes, Diversisporales, Gigasporaceae. The record is from the annotation of a GenBank genome assembly.
UAUCUUUCUGCACUUGCAUUUUUGCCUUUGGCAGAAAUUCUAUCAGCAUUUGACCAUAUUAAGGCUAUUUUGCAUCCUAGUACAAACAGUAUUGUUAAGUACUUUGAAGAAACUUAUGUUUAUAGAAGAGUAUUACGACAACUUCAAAAUGGAUCAGUACUCCAUUCUACACUAUUAUUCCUACCUGUAUUAUGGUCUGUUCAUAAGCUUGUUGAAGCAGGUUAUCCUAAAACCCAAAACAAUAGAGGCAUGGCACAAUAG